UUUUUAGUUUAAUUUAUCAAAAAAAUUUCUGUGCUGCAUAUAUUAAAGCUGAAGCUACUAGAUAAGUAAGCAACAUCGUCGAUAACAGCAACAACACAAACAAAACUUCAUCAACAUGGGUAAUGUAUGCAGCUCAGGACAAAAAAAGAAAAAAGACAGCAUAUCAGAAAAAUCAGAUGACACUCCAUCGUAUCAGGCAGCAACUAAUAACAAAAAAGACAGUAAAAAAUCGACUGAUGCAAAUAACGAAAAAUUAGCACCAUUAGCUGAUCCUGAAUUUGUGCCCGAUAUACGAGUACCUAACACAGAUGUUUCACAAGAACAAGAAACGUCCAAAAAUAUUGAUGCGAAAAAGGCAAAUCAAAGUGGAGAAAAAUGCGCCACUAACGAUUCUACAACUAGUACGCCAUUGGCUACUACAGCUCCCUCCGAUAUCUCAGGUCAAAAAUCGACGCCUAAUAAUCUAGCAAUCUUACAAGGAAAACCACCGCCUAGUCGCAAAAUUGAAAGAGAUAAGAAAAUUGUGAUCUAUAUUUUAGCGGAUAAUAGUCCAGAAUAUAAGAAGCAUAAGCGAGUCAUAUAUAGCUUACAGAAACACUUCACGAGUAAGUGCCAAAGUAGAGGUUUUGAUUUCAUCAUUUCGGAUGUGCAUGAAACCGAUGCUGCAGUGAAAAAAGAUUUCACAAAAUUAUUAGAGGUUAAGCGCUGGACGCACAGCCCAUUAGAAGCUCAAGGCGGACAUGAAGAAGCUGCAAAUUGUCUAUCAGAAAUCUCAAGGCAUUCAUCAACAUCAUAUAUAAUACCCAUACUGUUUUUAGGCUCAUCAUUAGGCAUGCCGAUGUUGCCAUUGACAAUUGAAAGUCAAGAUUUUACAUCGGUUUUAACUGCGGCUACAGAUGAAGAAAAAAUACUUUUAGAAAAAUGGUAUACCAUAGAUAAUUCUUAUCAACCAAUGUGUCAUCGUUUGCAUACACAACAAAUCGAUGCAUAUUCUACAGAAGUCAAUGAUGAACUAAAUAAUCUGCUCAAUGUGCUAUUGCGCUUAUUCUCGGAUGAUCUAAAAGAUUCUUAUAUGACAACCGUUGUUGAACAAGAAAUUAAUAACACGGUGCUAAUGAGUCAGGAAUUGGCUAAACGUUGUAUAUGGGUACAGACUGGUGCACAGUAUUCCAAGACACCUGAAAAUGCCACACAAUUAGACGUUGAGAUUUUGAGACGCAUCACAAAAAUCUAUGCUGAACUUAAAUCACAUCUUUCUGAAAAAAAUCUUAUACGCAUACUGCCUACAAUGAAUAUCUUAGAUGAGGAACUAACCGCCGUUAUAGAGAAUUUAUUAGAUAAGUCUAUUACAGGAAUUUUUGAUGAACAUCUUAAUAAAAAUAGUAUACCAUAUAACACAAAUGGUGUAGAUAAGAUAUUACUAGAAGAAGUACAUCUUAUUGGUCAGUAUUCUAAAAUUUUAGCACAAAAUGCUGCAAAUUUUGAUAUCAUGAAUGAUUUGAAGAGAUAUAUAAAAGACAACAGUCAGUCUCCCCUGAUAGUAUCCGGUGCAAGUGGUUGCGGCAAAAGCGUGCUAGUCUCCAAGCUUAUGGAAAAUGUACAUAGAUGGAAACCAGAAGCCCAACUUAUAUUAAGGUAUUGUAAUUUAACCGCACGUAGUGCAGACUUAACCACACUAUUAGGAUCAAUAGCGGAUCAAAUGUCAGUUUUAUAUAAUGGCGUUCAAUGUAAAGCAGAUCAUAAUGUGGAGAGUUAUGCCAAAGUAAUACGUGAUUUCUUAGAGAGCAGUAAAUAUUUCUUUGUUAUUAUAAUUGAUUCAGUGGAUGAUAUACUGCAUGGAGAAAAUUUUAAUUGGUUACCUACUAAUCUCAAUAGCAUGUCUAAAGUAAUAUUAACAAUUACCGAAAAUGUUAAGGAAGAAGAAAAUACAGCUCUUAAAAGUCUAGCUGAACUUGGUAUACCAAAUAGAAACUUCUUGAAAUUGAAACAAUUCACAGAAAGACAGUGGAAUGAUAUAUUGAGUUCAGGUGGUGGAGAUUUUUAUGCUGCAAAUGGUGCAUUGAAGUUGCCAAAUGAUUGGAAAAACUUACAUGGCAAAACACCAUUUCAAGCUAAAUCAUUGUGGUGGCUAGCUUGGCUGGGACACUUAUCAAUAUCCAUAACUGAAGUAUCUGACAUUUUAGGAAAAAUGUUACAUGUGCUUGAGACGAAGUUUUCAACAGAACACGUGGAGCUAAUGCUAUUGAUUGUAUCUCUUUCAAAAUGGGGCAUACGAGAAAGUGACUGUUUAGGAAUAUUUCAGAAACAUGCACAAAUAGAGGCGCAGGUCGCUUUUAAAAUAUGGUCGAAAUUUUGUUGGCUUAUGGGGCCUAUGCUGAUUAGUUUAAAAAAUAUAAGAAUAGCCGACAAAACAUUUCGUAAUGCUGUUUUAAAGAAGUAUUCACAGAAGAGAUGGCUGGUACAUAAAACUAUACGUGACUUCUUUGAUAGACAGGAUAAUACAUUUACACAGGGGAACGUUACAAGUUAUAAUUUCCAAAAGUUUUUAAAACUGCCUUAUCACCAUUUUUGUGCAUUGAUUGAGGACAACGCCGCUCCGAAUAAAAUUGAAAUGUUAUUUAAUUGUUUUUAUUUUACUGAUCUGCAAUGGAUCGCUGAUAAAGUGCAUUCCACUGGACCGGUACACUUAAUGCAUGAUAUUCUAGAGUCCGAAUGGAUGUCCAAUAUAGAAGAGCAGCCUUGCAUUCAUAUCACUUUUCUAAAAGAUUUCCUUAAAAGCAAUAUGCAUGAGCUUUGCUAUGAUGGCCACCAAUUUUAUACGCUUAUUAAAUUUUACUUAAAAACUCGUGUAAAAGAAGAUCCAACAUUGAAGAAUGAUGAGAAAAUUCGUUCAUGGCUAGAGUUUACAAAUGAAAUUGAAAUACCUUUCCUUGAAGUGCUGAAUUCGUCUUUAGGAAAAGAUGAUCCAACUAUGACCAGCAAUUAUGAUGUUUUGGUCAAUUUGCCACAGAAAGGUUAUUAUGUAGCAUCAAUAAGUACCGAACGUGAGGAAGUUUGCAUAUGGGAUGUACAAAACUGUACCAGAGUACGGGAAUUACAAGGUAUAUCACAACCAACGGCAUUAUGUCCAGUUGGUACUUAUGAAGCGGCUGUGCUGUGUAGGAGAGAAAUAAGAGUAAUCAAUUUGGAUGAAGGAAGAUUUAAAGUCACACUUAAAGGUGUAAUGAAUCAGAAAAUGCCCUAUUUUGGCCUUCAUGAUCAAAACCAUUUAGUUUGCCUUUCCCGCAAUCGUAUGUAUGUAAAUUUAAUGAAUCUAGAGUCAGGUGAUUGCGUUACUACCUUUAAGGCAGGUGAGGAUAGAUUCUUAAAUUCUCUAUUGGUAUCCGGAGAUGGACGCAUUUUGGUUUGCGGUGAUGAAACACAGAAGCCUUUUCCACUCUUAGUAUGGCAUCUCACACAAAGAAAAUUGCUUUACGACUUACGCAUUCCUCAUCACGAUUUUCAAACCUCUUUGUCUGCAAUCACUUAUGAGGGUUCAUAUGUAUGCGUUGUUGCCAAGGAACUCAAUGAGCCAACACCGAACUUCAUUGUUGUUUAUGAUUUGCAAAGUGGUACACUAUUCAAGAAAUGGAAACCAGCAUGUAAUACUGUUUCUCUGGCUAUUAGUCAAGUGAAUGCCUGUGUUAUUGCUGGUCUGGAAGAUGCAAAGAUAUUGAUAUGGGAUCUUGUGACUGGAAAUUGUAGAUCAACAUUAAUUGGUCAUAAUGCGCCAGUAACAUUUUUGAAAUUGGAUCCAUUAGGAAAAGUGCUCUUAUCGCGAGACAAGGAGGGACGAGAUAAUUCAAUACGUGUUUGGGAACUAAAUACAGGUAAAUCCUUGGCUGUAUAUAAACCACCUGGACAGAUAUCAACAUGCGAAAUUCUACCAAAUGGUGCAUUUGUGGUCGUUGCUUUAAAGAACAGAACUGAACUUAUAACGUUGGCUUUAAAAAAUUAUGGAGAUGCUCCAGAUGAUAAUUGUUACUCAUAUGGCAAUCAGGAUAACCAAAAUAAAACGUUUAAAUUAAAUUAAAUUAAAUUUAUAUUUUUAUUAAAUUACACUAAAGCUAAACUUAUUUGAGAUUAAUGGAUAGAGGAAAGCAAAUCGUAUUUCAAUUACACACUUUAUAGUUAUAGUCAAAAACCAAAGUUAAUAUUCAAGAUGUACAAAGAUUUUAAAUUA
Teleopsis dalmanni is the source of this 4222-nucleotide messenger RNA. RefSeq lists its product as uncharacterized. NCBI's taxonomy places the organism in Eukaryota, Metazoa, Arthropoda, Insecta, Diptera, Diopsidae. The record is from RefSeq and is a predicted model, not a curated record. Gene Ontology annotation, molecular function: ATP hydrolysis activity; protein binding. The coding region runs from base 116 to 4072 and encodes 1318 amino acids. The transcript has 11 exons.